AGGUGACUUGAAGACAAUUCCGUGGAAGAGAGGUGAUUUAUUAGCAGUGCAAGAUGGAAGUUCCAUAUAUGCUGCUCUUUUUUCUGAUGUUUCUUUUACGUCUCCAAGGUGAGUCCUUUUGUUUAUUCUUAUUCAUAUGUUUAAACUUUUGCUGACAAUGGUUGCAACUUAAGAAAAAUCACAAGGCCAGAAUUCGAAAUUGGAACUAGUCUUCUGUGAAUAUCAAACACCUCCCAUUUUCGGAAGUCGCUGAAAUAACAAACUCAUAAAGGAAAUUUACUAUUAUCAAAACUCUCUGUCAUGACUUAUUUUGCUACUAUUGACAACAACAACAAAUCAAGCCACAUUUCUAACAUCUUUAGAGGAAAUCUUCCAAAAUCAUGUGAUAAUGACAUUUUUUCUUCUCUCAGGGCAUAACAGAGGCUCAGUAGAACCAAACGUGAUAGUUUUUUUAGUUUUCUGAAUUCCACUGCGUAUUUAUACUGAGGCGACAAUUAAAAAAAAGACUGCUUUGUGCGGAAACUCAGGAACAUUUCGCCAGUUAUAGAAAGAGACAUAUUCAUUUAAUUAAGGCCGCUGUUAAGUAGAGUUUAAUCAAAACUGUCAGGUGCCAAAUAUGUUCUCGAGGGAACGACCUAAAUAUCUCGUUCGAGAGAGAGAAAGUUUGACUGAAGUACUAAACAAUGGUUAGAGAGGGACACCAAGAGGCAAGUGAAGAUUCUAUCACUUGUCAAACGUGCUUUACGGACUCAGCUUUGAGCUCGAUAGGAAGACAUUCUUGAGAGCUAAGAUGCUUUUCUCAUGUAAAAUCAAUCUAUGAGGCAAAUCUAAAGACAUAAACGUAAAUGUGUUCUCUUUGACUUGACCUUCUCAUUUCUCUUUUUUUCUUCCGUUUCUUGUCGAGAAGAUGCAGUUUCGCUCCUAUCUCAGCUGCAACUUAUUAUUUCGUCGUUUUCACCGAAAAAGAAAGUGUGGUAUAGAUACCUUGGUGUGAUUAUCCGAGUUUCACGUUUCGCUAACAUAUUGCAGUACGACUCCUUUUAAUUCUUCAUUCUGUUUUUUUUCCUACUUAUAUAAGCCCUUUUGAUAUUCCAAGCUCAAAUACCAGAGGUAAUUGUAAUUGGAACGCGACCGUUUUCAUUCGACAGUACUUUCAUAUUUGCGCAUGAUAUAUGGGUUUUUUGAAAAAAAAAAGUAUGUCAUCACUUAUGAUGAGCUUUUAAAAUUAACAACAAAAUAUUGCGUGCUUAUCUACUCCACCAACGAUAGCAUCAUUAUUUCGGCAUUUCCGAGUGUAUUUUUGCAAGAAUUGAAUGUUAAAACUUUUUCUAUUUGUCAUAAAAUUAGUAAUUUAGAACUUAUCUUUGAAGUUCGAAAACACGUUUUUCUAAUUUUUCUCCUAUUAAUUGAUGCAUAUCAAGGGAGGUGUUAUAGCACCGUUUGGAAGCCAUUAUGUAUGGUCGUGACCACGAUCCAAGGCUUCAUAUUUGGAUAGUUAUUAACGUAAUAAACAACAGAAAUCAAUAAUUUGGAAUUAACCGGAAGCUUUCACCUGUAUCGUACCUCGUCGAAACGUCAAUUCAGAAUCAUUCUGCUCGAUCCGUUAAAAAUUUCAAGGAAUGACGUUAAAACUUAUUUGUAUGCAAUACAUAACAAAGGAGAUAAAACGUCAGUCAUAAUGACAAAUAUUUGCUAUGAGGUAUUUGAAAAGUAUGCAGCCUGUUACAGGUUUUAGUUAUACGACGGUUUGUAACUGUUUGAGAGAAACUUAAUUGAGGAUGGAAAUCACUGAAUAGGAAUGAUUGGGAACCAGCCAUCUCUUUUCCUUUUUCUUAAACUUUUUUUGGCGUUACUUUUCGCUCUGCACACUACUCGGAUGGCUGGAACAAGUUAAAGAAAAUAUGUGAAAUGUGAAGGCAAAUGUUGAAAACAGAUGUUUAUGAACGAUUUAAGAGUUUGCCUCACGCAGACGCUAUCUCUUAUGAGUCCUUCUUAAAAGGACUGGGACUAGGGUCUUAAGGGUUUUGAAAUUAUUUGGUCCCGAUUUUCCAGUUAGGAAACUAGCUUUUUCUCAGGUAAUUUAGUGUUAACAACUGAGUUGAAAACGUAAAUUGGCCACCGUAAAGAGUUAAAAGGCUGACGUUUCGAGCGUUAGCCCUUCGUCAGAGCGAUUGAGGAAGGGCUAACGCUCGAAACGUCAGCUUCUUCACUCUUUAAGGUGGCCAAUUUACGUUUUCAUCUCAGUUGUUAACACUAAAUUACCUGCUAUACUCUACCACCGACGCGGCACCACAGUUUCUUUAGAAAAUUGCUCCCUUUUUUCAUUAGCUUUUCUCAGUUCUUGAGACUUUUCUUUGAUCAAUUAGAUUUUGCUAAUUAGACCGUGUAAUACUCGGCUGACAAUCAUCUUACAGAAUCUGGCAAUGGUUCCGCUGGGGUGUCAGUCUUUUUCAAUACAAACAUCACCCGAAUUAUCAAAGUUACACAAUCUAUUGUAACUCUCGAGUAAACAUUAUUUACGUAACAUACAUUAUAGCUAACAUAUAUUUAAUGAAGUGGAAGUGGCUUGGUAGGGUUGAUAUUUACGGCGAGCCACCGACACUGAAGUGAAUACUAAUUUCAGUAUAUACUAAAACAGUGAGAUAAUAUGGCACAAAAGUAUGAUUUAAACUCAUUCGUUCUUGCAACGAUUGCAAUAUUUUCGGGGGCAAAUCCCACGCACGUCGCUCGGAGGUUAACGGUAAGGAUAUCCGGAGAUUUGAGUUGCCAAUCACGGCGCGCCUUCAACGCUAUCCACGGUUCCGUUAUAUACUAAAGUGCAUUAAUUGCAAAAAUUACUCCUUUCCCUCGCUUCUGUAUUAUGUAUGCAUAAUCAUUAGUCUCUUUGAUAUUUCAUACACAGAUGCAACCGGUGACACGUCGGGAAUUACAACAAGAGAAGGAAGAAAUAUCACUCUACCAUGUAAGACAUCUAACGGCCAGUCUGGACUUUGGUACAAGACUGUUUGGUAUAAAGGCUCAGAGAAAGUUAUUUCUAUUAUAAAUGGAGGCCACUUUAUGAUAUACUCUCAAAGGAAAUACCCAAUAACUGUACUAGACAAGGAAUCCAUUCGCCUUGUCUAUGUUGAUCGUUAUGAUCACGGAAAUUAUUCAUGCAGAGCGCUGUAUAUAGAUGGAGAUGCAUUCGAAAACGUCCAGCAAAACAUCACUCUUCUUGUGAAAGGUUAGUUCCUUUAUUUAAUGAGUUAACUGCUCGACAUGAUAUCGCGACAGUUUCGCCUCGGAUUAGCUGAGUGUUUGGCACAAGUUACUCGUCCAAUCAGAGUGUAGUGAAGCAAAGGCAAUGAAAUUCCAGACUACAAUGGAGAUUCAAGCCAAUUGGGAGCUGGUCAUUAUGUUGGUUCCAUAUAAUCCAGUUGGCUUGUUAGUUCAUUUGGUAGAGCACUGAAUCGGUAUAGCAGAGGUCAUGGGUUCAAAUCCCGUACGGGCCAGAAUUUUUUUCAGGCCUUAUUUUUCACUACUGCUCAAGUAGUGCUUACUACUGCGAAGAUCGCUUUCAUAUUCACGUCUUUAUCCGCAGUUCACAGAUAUGAUUUUCAUACAUUCACAGUCAAUGGAGAUUUAUUUUAACAUGUUAGCGGUAUCUUUCAGCCCGUCCACUGUUAAGCAGCCAAAGCCCAACGAUACAAAACCUGACCCAAAAUGCAUCAAAGCUAGACUUCGUGCUUGACUGCUCCGUCAAUGCAUUCCCUAAAGCUGACGUCGUGUGGCAGAAAAUGGAUGGACAGCUGCCAGACGGCAGGGCCAAACAGGAAAUCAGUGGAACUUUGGUGAUACACCAAGCUUCUGCGGAGGACAGUGGAACAUAUCUAUGUUCAGCGGUCAACGAACUUGGAGGAGACCAGUUGAACUUUACCGUCACCGUUUUUGGUAUGAUGGGGGAUAUCAAGCUUAAUUAUUUACCUGCCAGUCCGUACAUUACGAAUUGCCGUUUUUUCAUUUGUUUCAUGCAAUUUGAAAAUACGAAACUAGUACUGAAACGCCUAAGGACGCCAUAUAUGGUGCACUAAAUGAAGAGAUAUCCUGAAGAUUUAAUGGAUUUUCAUUUGAAAUAGAAAGUAGUUGAUCAUCAGAAAUCGUUCACAAAGUUAAUAAUGUAUCCAUAUAAAAACAUUUUCAUAUGUGAAUGGACUGAUCUUCCCGAAGGAAUAUGUUUUCUUUGAAGGAAAACGUUCCUACUUCCUUUUGACUUCGCGUAGCCUUGAAAAUGUUGGUAAUAUCCUUAUUGGCUCUUACAAGCUUGGGUUGGAACACAUUUCCUUACACACAGCAACGCGCUGUGCUUUCAUAUCCUCUUUUUUAAGGGAAGAUAAAUCCUGUCAUUUAUAGCAAAUAAACAGUCGUUUCCUCCUCUUUGAAAUGUGGGAUCUUCAAAUUCAUUUUUUUUUUUGUUUCCUCCGUUUUUGUUUUCAGAACCACCUGGGAUAUACGGGAGACGAAAGUUCCACGCCAAUGUGGACGAAAAAGCCAAGUUGAUUUGUGUGUCGCGCGGAAAUCCUGGUCCGUCUUUCUCAUGGACUUGGAGGGACAGGAAAAACAAAACUUUCAGUAUUACCCAGGGCGAGGAAAUCAAUGGAUACAGCAUGACAACGACAAGCGAUACUGCAACGAGUCAAAGCAUUCUUGAAAUAACCACGGUCAAAGAAGAGUCUUGGACAAUAUACACCUGCGUAGCUGUAAAUGCUUUAGGCCGAUCUUCGGCUAACAUUUCUUUGUCGGGAAAAAGUAAGUCCACGCUUUAUUGCGUGUAAUACAGAACGAUAAAGGUAAAAACAGCUUGUGGACCACAAGACCCAUCCAGCUGAAGCUUACACUCCGGUUUCAUUUCAUCACCAUGAAAUGACAUGGAGUAUUGUUACCUUCCCCAUCUUUUAUGGGACGCCAGUUCCAGGGGCUUCUCCCUCCCUCCCCUCCCCCCCCUGCCCCUCUCCGCAAUUUUGGGAGGGUAAACUAAAAUUAUUUUGACAACGUAUCAGAGUGAAACUAUUCACCCUCGUGAUUUUGAGGAUCAAGAAAGAUAAUCUUUUUCAAUUGAUCUGCUCUGUUGUUUCCCUUAUCUUCAUCUAUUUAUUCAUUCGUUCAUUUUUGUACAGCUCGUCCAGAAAGUCCAACAAUAAUCUCCGUGGAAACCACGGAUCGAGAAGCUUUGGUCACGUGGACAUUUAACGAUGAUGGUGGCCUGGAACUGAAGGCCUUGAUACUCCAGUACAGAAAGAGUUCACAGAAAGAUUGGAAUGAAAUCCAGAUUAAACCGCCUAACAAAAACAAAUAUACCAUCAUGUACCUCGACCCAGACACAAACUACAACUUCCGUAUCCUGGCAACCAACAGCCUAGGCACCAGUACUCCUAGUUCCACCUAUUUUGCCAACACCAAGAAAAAAGGUAAGAAGACGCCUUCCAGUAAAAAAAGCGUCCGAUUUCAAAUCUUCGUCAGCUUUGAAAUUGCUGUGACCAACCUGGUCAGUGAAGCAUUCACAUAUUGCAUUCAUUCCUCUAUCGCAUUCCUAUAUCGCUUUCACAUGACGUCACGGCGGCCAUUUUGAUCACUACAACAGUAGACUGAAGGCUCAACCAGCCCGGGUUCGAUUCUAGUAGCUCACGUCACGAGUCGGUUGAGGUUUUCCGGUUUUCCUUCUUCCACCAAAAGAAAUACUCCAAAUUAAAAUUACACCUGGAAAACAUUGAGGGAAGAGCCACCUUGGGAAUGUACAAAACCCAGCCACUUAAAAUUCCAUUUUCGAAUUUAACUUUGCAAGGAGGUCUGUUAUAUGGACUUUGUUUUUCUGUCAACUCAGUUAACUUUGAAUUUGUUUUGAUUCAUUUAUUAAGAAUCUUAAUUUUGUUUUCUCCUCCAGAAUCCAAUAAUGAAGCGCAGACCAGUAAAGGCUUCGCGGCACUCACUGAAAAUAUGACAGCAUUAGUGGGUGGGGUCGGGGGGGGUUUCCUGGCCAUCAUGUUUGGUAUCAUUGCAAUCUUCUGCUUCUUUAAGAAGAUGCACAAGAAUAACAGCCCAGGGGAUACGCCAUCGAACAGCCGGCCUACGAGCCAACAGGAACCAGCCGAAAUGACCGCGGUAAGAACCUCUUUAUGCUGUCCGAUGGACAGGCAGUUAGCGCAAGGCUCUGGGUCGAGAUGUCCUGGUUCGAUCCUUAGCCUCCCUCCGAUCAGGAGUAUAAAUGAACUACAAAAGAGGCCAGACGAAAUUCCAGGAGGGAGGGAAGAAGAUAACAUGCAAUGAACCAGCAUCCUACCCAGGGGGAGGGGGAGUUCUCCAUACCAAUUCAUAUUACGAGUAGAGACUCAACUUCACCUUGUUUUCUCGUUUAUCCUUCCAACUGUGUUCAACUCGAAUAGUAGGCAUCCAAGGGUUCACUCUUAAAUGCUUUUCUACGUCUUUUUCUUUAGUUAUUAAGCCAUAACAUUCCAAAUAUUCCCCUACCUCAACCAAAUGUGGAGCAAGGAGCUUCGGUGACUCAGUUAUCAAACAACCCCUGGGAAUUCCCGCGGAACAGAGUUGACUUGCAGUUGGUGCUGGGAUCGGGUGCAUUUGGCGUGGUUAUGAAAGCACAGGCACAGGGCAUCAAAGGAUGUGUGGGAAAAAUGCACGUUGCAGUGAAAAUUGUAAAAGGCAAGUAGAAGAGUGGAAAAUAUGUGUCUGAAAAUAAUUAACACAGGGAGCUCAUCCUUUGCGUCAAAAGUUAGCAAGAAAUCAGUAUCAGCGGUAGGUGAAGAUAAGAAAAGAAAAGGCCUGAACGAACGCAAGCGAUCGUCCUCGAUCGUCCAAGUGAUGAUGCAGUCGACGUCUAAACACAGACUGCUUAAAACUGUUAAAUUUCGAUGGGUUACGCCAAGAUCUGAGAAGUUUGCAGCCUUAAUGAGACAUCUCCCUCCUUCUUUGUCUACUAAAAAGUUCAUUCGUGCAAGUUUAGAAAAAGAAGUGCGAAGUUUAGAAUAUUGAAGAUUCAUUCUUUAACUUUAUUCUCUCUUGGUAAACCCAACAGACUCACCUAACUUACUGCAUUUAUUUUUUUUAUAGAAAGUGACAGUGAGACGGCUAGAAGAGAUCUGCUUGCGGAGCUGGAACUCCUCAAGCUCAUUGAGCCGCACCCAAAUGUUAUUGGCUUACUAGGAUGUUGCACAAGACAAGGUUAGUUUGACAUAAAAACCUCCUGCUAACUCCAUCAGCUUCCCUUCCACCUUAUCAAAUCUCUUGAACUACUUCACACCCUGUUUCUUCGCAUCAAGAGCUUUACUCAUAUGCCAUAGAAUGAUGCCUAUACUGAAUAUUACUUUCUGUUGACCUUACAGAGCCUUUGAUGGUUAUAGUGGAAUUCUGUGCUUAUGGCGAUCUUCAGAGUUAUUUGCGUCACUGCCGUGGUGUAGAAGAUAAAUAUUACCAAGAUUUGUACAAAGUUCCCAUUGAAAAACUCGGUUCCAGGGAUCUUUUGUCGUUUGCCAUACAGACUGCAAGAGGCAUGGCACAUCUUGCUGCCAUGAAGGUAUUAUUAUCUCUCCUCUCAGUUUCGUGAGUUAAAGUGAAAUAGCUUGCAGCUGAUUUCUGCGCUUGAAGAUCAAGAGUGAGCCAUGUUCACAUUAAUAUAUUCAAUUUGUCCGAGGAAGGGGGUGAGAGUAAAGUUGACCAGAAAUGUUAUUACCUAGAAUUCUACCGACUGUACCGAUCGCUUUCGUAGGUUGUUCACAGAGAUCUUGCGGCCAGAAACGUUCUUAUUGACGAACACAAAGUUUGUAAAGUGGCCGACUUUGGCUUCGCUAGGGACAUUUACGUAGAAAAUCACUACACAAGAAAAACGCAAGUGAGUAAUAUAUAGUAAGCAUUGUGAUCUAAUUUUGAACUCAUUGGCAUGCUGAUGAAUCCGUCAAUAAAUGAGGUAAAGUUUUCUUUUGAUCAGCCCUAGUAAGAGACAUUGUGGCUUAGUGUCCAGAGCGCCAAGGCCAGCUUCCGAGAGGUCUGAGUUUGGGGACGUCGAGUCCUAGCAGGGGCUCUGGAAAAAAGUAUCGUAAAAUCUUUCACCGUGCAAGAGGUUAAAAAAGACAUGAACGAGUACCUAGGGAAACUGAGAACUGGCUGGACUGUAACCUGCGCUGAAUCAGAUAACAAAUCGUUAUAAAAAUGCACAUGAAGUCUUAUAUGUGGACUUAAAUUGAGAAUUGAUGCAAAUUCCGAACAUUUUUAGCAGAAGGGUAUUUGCCUGAGAACUCACAACGCGAUAUGGGCGCUUUCUUCCUACCAGCUGUUGUUCCUUCGAUUUUGUUUUUUUGUUUUUUUUCAUCAAACGAACUCUCUAGAGUAGUCAAAGGCUAUGUUAUUUACUUAUUUUUUUAUUUGUUUUUAUAGGGAGGACGAUUUCCAAUUAAAUGGAUGGCCAUAGAGUCAUUGUUAGAUGGUGUAUCCACAACAAAAAGUGACGUGUAAGUAAAUUUUACGAAUGUGAUAACUUGACUGUCAUUGAAGGCAGCCCCUUUGUUGCAAUUUUCAAGAGUCGCACAUCAAGGUUUCUUUUCAUUAACUGUCCAAAGUAUUUCCAAAUAGACCGACUAAUGUAAACUUGGCAGAAGCGAUUGACUUUUCGCUUAAGAAAAUUUUUAAAAAUCAUCACAGCUGUUUUAGACUGAAUCUCGAGGUUGCCAACCUCAAAUCAUCGGAUUUCACAGUUAGGUGUGGUAGGCGAUAGACAAGCGCCCUGCAUACUGCAAGGUACAGUUUUGUUCUCUGUCAUGAUACGUGGACCUUUCCGUGCUCUGUUCAUACCUCGAAAGCGUUGUGUUAUCGUAUAUCAUGACAUCGAUGAUGGAGAAUUUUGAGCUAGGUCGUGGGACAAAUGUUGGCCAUUAUUCGGCGACCGUUGUUGAGCUAAGAUUUACUGUCCUCUCAACUUCUCUCCAAAUCGAAACCGUCUUUUUGUCUCACUCAGGUGGUCCUUUGGCGUCGUGCUCUGGGAAAUCGUCACGUUAGGUAAGAUUUCGCAGGCUUCUACUUUCAUCUUGACGGCAUUAGGUGGAACUUUAUCACCUGAAAUUCAAUCCAACAGCUCUAGCUAGCCAUUGAUAGAAAUUGAAGUAUUGAAUUAUUCCUUCAACAGGUGCAUCACCGUAUCCAGGCAUGAACUCACAGGAAGUGAUCAACUUUCUUCAAGAUUCAUAUAGGAUGGAUAGGCCUAAGCACUGCUCUGAAGAUUUGUAAGUGCCACCUUGUUCCCGACAAAGUCCUUAACCGGGGCUACGCGCAUUUCCUUCUAUUUUUUUUGCGCUAAAAUCGUCAGGUUGAAACGUUUGCUCCUCAAUGGGCGGCCGACUUGUAUAGUUUGGAAGAGAGAGAGAAUUCCAAUCACUGUUCCGCGAAUAGUUUAGAAAUAUCGCAUCACCCUCUCAACCAAUCACAUGAAAAGCUGAAAAAGUAGAGGCCUUUCGCAACUUACACACCUGCGGUUUCCCGCCGCCCACGGUUUCCCGUGCUUCAGGCAAUUCGCUUGUUUUUAUCAAUUAAUUUCUUAUUGUAAUAGUAAUCCACUGUGAUUACUCUUAUGACAGUCAAUCGAAAUGCACUCCAAUCAGACAACACAGGGAAAUAAUGCCUAAACCCAAAUUGCAUUCAUCCACGUAAUCUUUCAGCCAGAAAAAUGCUAUUUUAAACAGACAUUUCAAUGUCAAGGGGUAUACGCGACAGAAAAUAUUGGUGGGACAAUCAGAUAACUUUCGUGAAGACUACCUUUCUUUUUUUCUUUUUUCAAUUUCGCUCCCCAAACCUUACAUUUGUCGAUAAUCCCUCUAGAUACAUCCUUAUGAUGGAUUGCUGGCAAGUGGCCCCUCAGCGACGGCCAACAUUCGUAGAGCUGUCCCAGCACCUUAGUAAAAUGUUCAGCGAUGAAAAGGUAGGUUUAAUUCAUAAAAUUUCCUCUUACCAGUGUUGAUGUGAUUGUGAUCAUUAAAUCGCGCCGUAAGGGUAAUAACCUGCAUGUGAUGUUGUGAGAAAACCAGGAGGGCCUUAAACUCGUAUUGGACAAGUGGGCAACAUCUUGCGUCGGUUCCCACGCUGGUAAAUCAGUGUAAAGACCUGUAUACUGUUCAUUGCUUAAUUGCUCAGUCAAAAUUUUGGUGGCAUUGAAGCCUCUAAUUUUUGUCUUUUUGUCUUUUUCUCGAAUCGAUUGUGCAUUUGCUUUCUUCUUUGCCUAAACCCAAUUUACGACUUUUGUCCUUAUCAUUUCCUAGGAAUACGUAAACAUGGCUAUAUACGAAGACAAUUUGUACGUCAAUUUUGACGGCUCCUCCCUCACAGUGUAGCUACCUCAAGUCCACUGAUACCUGCACGUACAUAAUUAUUGAUUGAUUCCUGUCAAUCAUCUUUUCACUUGUCGUAGGAGUAUAUCGACAUGCGCAUGUACGAGGACCACUUGUACAUCAAUUUCGACAAGGCUUCUGGGACAUUGACAUCCAAAUCGGGAAGUACACAGAACCCGAGUGAAUCACCUUUGUGACGGAAGGAAAUAACCAAAUGUAUCACUUUCUUCACCUGUAAACGAACACUUCAGAAAAUCUUUACUACAACAAAAGAUCAUCGGAGGAAAGGCGUGUUUUUGAAAGUUACAGGCGGGCAUGAUGAAUGCUUUCUACCAUUCUACGGGGCUUGCCGACACUAGGAGAGUCAACGACGCAUGCACAAUUUUAAAUAAUAAUUUUGUCCUAAACGUUCAUCUCGUCGACAAUCAGGAACUUAGGAAAUUAGGCACAGCCACAACGCAGCCUAACUGACGUCUAUAUUAUUUCGAAACAAUUCGCUUGUCAAACAACAAUUGGAAGUCACUGCAACAUGUUUUUGUGAUUCAAAUUUUUCUUAGUCUAAAAAUUUUAAACCAGCUUGGUUCGCAUUUUCUUCGGUUUCAUUUUGGUUAUGAAAACGCGUGAUGAUAAACUCAAAUUUAAAAAGUCUUUCACGAAAAAAAUUUUAAAUCGCAGGAGAGCCUUCAUUAGUCUUAAGGUAGUUUCUGUAAGGGGUAUAAACAAAAGUCGCCUUGUUGUUUCCAGAGUUUUGGAUAGCGUGCCCAUUUUAAUAUCACACACUAUUACAUAGAUUCCGUCACUGAUUUUGUCAAAGUUAAACUUGCUUUAAAUCAAAUAUUUGUAACAAAGCUUUUGGGAAUACGUAAAUAUGGAAGAUAUACAAAGCAAAGGAAUAGUUGUGUUUAUUUAAGACAGAAGCUAAAUAGUUAUCAGGGGCUGUUAAUUAACAAGUACGGCGCCUCCGAAAAGUAGUCAAAGCGGAAGUGUAUGCUACAAGUCAGUUGUGGAGAUGUUUACCUUGAGUGUAUUUGAUCCAUGAGGGAUCUAUAAACUAGAGUAACGUUGUUCACUGUCGCGUUUUAGCGACGAGACAUCAAGUUUGUCUCAUUUGACAGCAACAAAUGUUCACAAGGAAAACAAAUUUAAUUGUAAGAAUACUCGACGAGCAAUGGAGGUUCAUUCAAAAUUUGAUUACCACUGACUACAAAUUUAGGAGGACAUUUGAAAUUUAGGGUUUUCAUUGGUCAGUUUUGUUGACUGAGAAAAACGUUUUAUGAAGACUCAGCUCAAUAAAGUCAUUGCAUCAUUUAUGAUAAACUAUUGUCAAGGUUCAACGCUUAAAUUCCCAACCUCGUUCCCAGGCUAUAUGUUGCUCGGUUGACCAAUUGCCAAACAUAAGUACGGGAAAGCUCGAUCCGUGGUCUUUGUUUUUUCU
Molecule: messenger RNA, 11793 nt
Organism: Pocillopora meandrina
Lineage: Eukaryota; Metazoa; Cnidaria; Anthozoa; Scleractinia; Pocilloporidae
Source: the annotation of a GenBank genome assembly